Daphnia pulicaria is the source of this 3068-nucleotide messenger RNA. Its product is annotated as monocarboxylate transporter 13-like. Lineage: Eukaryota; Metazoa; Arthropoda; Branchiopoda; Diplostraca; Daphniidae. The transcript is spliced from 7 exons. Bases 378 to 2192 code for a protein of 604 amino acids. Gene Ontology annotation, biological process: monocarboxylic acid transport; transmembrane transport. Gene Ontology annotation, molecular function: monocarboxylic acid transmembrane transporter activity. The record is from RefSeq and is a predicted model, not a curated record.
CUUAGUAGACUACUACUACUACUACUGCUCUACACACCGCCAUUUGCCCGUAUAUAGCAGACGCCGCCACCGACUACACACAAGUCGUUCCCGAUUCACGUCAGUCUGGCUGUUGCAUUCGACGGGGCCGCCUGUGCCUCCAACUGGUUUCCCUCGACUCUUUUUGUUGGUGUGUUUUUCCUUUCGUUCGUUCGUGUGUUUGGUGUGUUGCUUUGUUGGAAUCGACACUUCCCGUCACGAUUAUUAUCGUUUUUUUUUUCAGUGGCAUUGUGUUGUCUCGACAUAUCUACUACACAGGGUCGUGGUUCAAGGCAGCUGAUGACUGAUUGUUUGUUUUUUUUCCAACUUUAUUGAUAUUUGAAUAAAACAUUGUUAAAAUGGCGACGAACAAAUCUGCAGUGGAAUUGAAAGAGAUGAAGAAUGGUGAAAUCGUGGAAGAAGAUUCGGAUGACGGACCAGCUCACAUAGUUCCGCCGGAUGGCGGAUGGGGCUGGGUCGUUAUGAUCGCCUCCUUCUUCUGCAACAUCAUCGUCGACGGUAUCAUCUUUUCGUUCGGACUGGUCGUCACCAAUUUGGCCGAAAGUUUCGAAGUUCCCGUCUCCACCGUCUCGUGGGUGGCAUCUCUCCUGGCCGGCUUUUACCUCUUGGCCGGACCUUUCGUGUCAUCGUUGUCGACUCGGUUCGGUUUUCGGACGGUGGCGUGCGCCGGGAGCGUCGUGGCCGGCUUAAGCUUUGCCGUCGCCUCGCUGGCCAUGUCCGUCGAGUUCCUCUACGUCUUCAUCGGCGUAUUGGGUGGCAUCGGCAUGGGUCUGGUCUACGUUCCAGCCGUCGUCGCCGUUGGUUUCUACUUUGAGAAGAGGCGAGCCCUUGCCACCGGCAUCGCCGUCUGCGGCUCCGGAAUCGGGACCUUCGUCCUGGCCCCUUUCACCACCUGGCUCCUCGGCUAUUACGGAUGGCGCGGAACACUUCUCAUCCACGCUGGCUUGGUAUUGAACUGCGCCAUUUUUGGCGCCAUGUUUCGGCCGUUGGAGCCGACCAAGAAGAGCAAAGUGACCCGGCGCCAAUUGGCCGACGAAGAAGUCUCGGCUGGAACGCCGUUGAUGGUGAGGAUCAAACGAGAGCGGGACGAGAAGCUGCGCAACGAUGAGCAGCAGGAAACAAUGAACCAGCAGCAGCAGACGGACCACUUUCACUCGUCGACCAAUUCACUGAAUAACACCGUCAAGUUGGUCGGCAUCAAAGCCAAACGGUCGUCGACAUUAACCGAUUCGGCCAGUUCACUCGGCAAGAAGGAGAAGGAGACUCCGCUCCUAUUGGCAGCUGCCGGCAGCAAACGCUCGCUGGCCAAUCAAGACGAAGUCCAGCCGUUGAAUCGAGACGACGCUUUCUACACGGGCAGUUUGCAGCGUCUACCGCAGUACAGAGAAAACCCCGCCAGCUAUCACGCAUCCGUCACUAGGAUUCCGGAAAUCGUCGAAGAAACGGACGGAAAGAAGAAAUCGAACGGAUGCGUGCGAGCCGUUUCCUCGCUGAUUCAAUUUUCUCUCUUCAAAUCUCCCACGUUCAAUCUGCUCUGCUUUGCCAGUUUCAUCACUUUCCUCGGCUUCUUCGUGCCGUUCAUGUUCUUGGCCGCCAGAGCCGAGCAGCUCGGAGCCGACAAGGAAUCGGCCUCUUUCUUGCUCUCCAUCAUCGGCAUCACCAACACUUUGGGUCGCGUCGUUUGCGGAGCCCUUUCCGAUCAUCCCAAAGUCAACGUUCUGAUGGUCAACAACGCCGCCCUGACUCUCGGAGGAGUUGUGACCAUCGCAACUCCAUUCUUCCCCGCCUACGAGAUGCUUAUCGUCUACGCAUGCCUAUUUGGCUUAUCGAUCGCCUGCUUCGCCUCUCUCCGUUCCAUCCUCAUGGUGGAACUACUCGGUUUGGAGAAUCUGACUAACGCGUUUGGACUUUGUUUGAUGUUUACUGGUGUUUCCGCCACGGUGGGCGGUCCCUUGGCCAGUAUGUUUUACGAUGCCACGAACGAUUAUGACGCUUCGUUCUACUUGUCUGGAUCUAUGAUUCUCAUCUCCGGCAUCCUCUGUUACCCGCUCGGUUACAUCAACCGAUGGGAGAAGAAGCGGAACAAUGCCACCCAACACAACAAGCAAAAAGUUAAGCCGGUUCCCGAACCGGCGCCAGUUGCUGUUGCAUAAGAAUAACGAAAUUCAUUUUUCGUUCAAAAUGGUUUCGUACCCCCCCCCCCCCCCCCCCUAUCGUGCCUCCUAUAGUACAUUGAACUAUUAUUAUAACAGUAUAUAUACAUAAUAUUUACGAAAUUCUAGAAGACAAAAUGGCCAGCCACUGAAAAACUGUUGACAACAUAUGGACGAACCUCAUCCACCAUUUUUCCUUUUUGAUUUUUCCUUUUCAGUUUCUCCCAGUUAUAAUGCUAUAUAUGCUAAAUGAAUUGCGGUUAUGAAGACUUGUUAUUAGUGCAGUGUAACAAUUGUGUGCGAGGAUGACUUAUCCCGGUGAGUGUCUUUUACCGUUUUUCGUGAUGGAAAUUUCGACUGUAAUUAUAAAUUUUAUUUUUGCAACUUAAUUGAAACAUCAAAAACACAAAGGACAUAGAUUUCUUUUGAAUGCUCAGCCCUAAAAACAUUUUUGAAAGUGACUACUACAUAUCUUAGAUUUGAAAAAAAAAGUAAAAAAAAAAUAUGCACAUCUAAUAUAAAUGGUAUCAGGGCAUUCAUUGAAAUUGGGGAAGUUAUUUUUGGGAAUGAUUGCUGUGUUCUGUAUUGCAUUUAAUAGUUAUUAGUUACUACGAUAUUCGUUAAUUGAAAGCCUGGGGGAGAGACGAAUGACAAUUUUACAGGAAAUCAUGCUGUGUAAAAUAAUUCAGCUAUGUUGAAUACUUUUUUGUUAUUUUUUCUUUCAUUUUUCUCUUUCAAUUUUGUAUCGAAGUGGUUUAUUGUGUGUCAAUGUUGUCUUGAUUCAUUCUCCAUUAUUUUCUAAAUGACCGUACACACCUUGCCUUCCUUCUAGUGUAACCGUGUUGGCACGCUUAAAUAUAAUUUACACUUCUGAAA